AUUGCGCUUGUCAUAAUCCUCAAAUUUACACAUGUUUUUACCGCACCAACGUGACUUUUGCGAAGCAUAAAGUUUUUGGCCCUUCAUCAUGUCUGAACGCAAAAAGCGCAGCAGCACUGCGAAGCGUAAAUCCGAGCAAACCGGAUCUUCCAAAUCUAAAACCUCAGUGGAUAGUGAAUACCCAAGUUACUCGAAAUUCCAAGUAUCGUACUCGGUUGUGUGCCGUCAGCGUUACCACAAGAACAAACUCCGCUACGACAAACAGUUCGAGCACGAGCUUAAAAUGCUAGAGCUAAUGCAGAACUCCGCCUACGAUUCGAUGCGUUUCCACAGACACAUGGCCAUAACCACCCUGUGGCCUCCGUUGCACACGAGGAAGGAAAUCGAGUAUGUUCUGGAUAAAUUUUUCCGAUUGCCGGACAAGCAGACGCGGCGUUUGCACGAAAUAAUGAAUUCCCCCGUGUAUUGAUCUGUGAAUGUGCGGGUGUUUCUUUUAAGUUGGUUCAAUACAAAGUUAAUCGAUGGUUGUUGCAUUCAAAAAUUUAACUACACUGAUUUAUCUUGCAAGAAACUUCCAUUCAUUUGUAACUGAUUAA
This is a messenger RNA of Wyeomyia smithii (pitcher-plant mosquito), 596 nucleotides long. RefSeq lists its product as uncharacterized. The transcript is spliced from 3 exons. Bases 89 to 469 code for a protein of 126 amino acids. NCBI's taxonomy places the organism in Eukaryota, Metazoa, Arthropoda, Insecta, Diptera, Culicidae. The record is from RefSeq and is a predicted model, not a curated record.